Bombina bombina (fire-bellied toad) is the source of this 2228-nucleotide messenger RNA. It is a transcript of the gene MFSD12, whose product is annotated as major facilitator superfamily domain containing 12. Gene Ontology annotation, molecular function: symporter activity. Gene Ontology annotation, biological process: carbohydrate transport. Gene Ontology annotation, cellular component: membrane. Lineage: Eukaryota; Metazoa; Chordata; Amphibia; Anura; Bombinatoridae. The record is from RefSeq and is a predicted model, not a curated record.
CUUUAUAGUGGCUGUGCAAUAACUGAGAGAAGAGCAAACAAACAUAUCAGUGCCUGGCUGUGUUUCUCGUGGUUUUAGGCGCAUCUUGUUUGUGCUAGUUUAAAUCCCACAUCAUUUGGAUUUUUUACACUGGGACUUCUUGGGGCUGCCCCUCCAGGCACAUAUAAUUUGUUGGGAAUUCCUGUGUCAGUACAGUGAUUACCAGGCUUGCCCCUGUUUAUUAUUAUUUUUUUUUUUGUAUAAUGCCCACCGUCUCAAUUGUUUUCGGGACCCCAGUUCUAAGAGCUAUAAGUUAACAGAUGCUGUUUGCUAUAACCUUACCUAUCUUCAAGUGGUUACACAGGUGGAGGCAGCUCUAGUGCUGCCUAGUACCCUAUCAUGGUAGAGACAGACAGUAUACCAGUAUGUCAGAGGCUCAGCUAUGCCCUAGGACAUUUCCUGAAUGACCUGUGUGCUUCUAUGUGGUUUACCUAUUUCCUGAUCUACUUCCACUCUGUACUGGGAUUUAACUCUUUCUACGCUGGUCUCUUACUGCUAGUGGGUCAGGUUGCUGAUGGCAUAUGUACCCCUCUGGUUGGCUACGAGUCAGACCACCAUGCUGGUUGCCUGCCCUACGGACGCAGGAAAUCCUGGCAUUUUAUAGGCACACUGAGUGUGGUCCUGUCCUUCCCAUUCAUUUUCAAUCCUUGCCUGGGCUGCACAGUGACCACACCAGAAUGGGUGGGUCUAGUUUACUUCAUCCCUUUCAUCAUCAUCUUCCAGUUUGGUUGGGCAGCCACCCAGAUCUCCCAUCUUUCGCUCAUCCCAGAGUUGGCGAAGAAUGAUCAUGACAAGGUUGAGCUCACUGCAUUUCGGGUAAGUGACCUGAUGUAUGCCUUCACUGUCAUGGCUAACAUCACUGUAUAUGCUGUAGCGUGGCUGUUGCUGCAUUUCCAGGUGAGAGAGCAUGAUCCUACAGACCGCACAGAGCAUCUGGGACGACAGGACAUUCCCAUCUUUAGGACCUUGUCACUGAUUGUAGUCGGGGUGGGAUCCCUGUUUUCAAUCUUGUUCCACAUUGGAACGAAAGAGAAGAGACAACCGAAUUAUCAGCACCUCGUAGAAACCGAGGACUCUCCCACAAAUCUACUGUCUGAUGAACCAAAACUGAGCAACCCACCUAGGCAGUUGAUGCUAUGGAAGCACUGGCUAAAAGAGCCGUCAUUCUACCAGGUGGCCUUUUUGUACAUGUGUACGCGGCUCAUUGUAAACCUGUCCCAGACAUACAUAGCUUUGUAUCUGACCCAUUCCCUGCACCUUCCCAAGAACUACAUUGCCACUAUUCCCCUAGUCAUGUAUGUAAGUGGCUUUGUGUCAUCGUUUGUUAUGAAACCAGUCAACAAGCUGAUUGGACGCAAUUUCACCUAUUUCUUGGGUUUGUUGGCUAUUGCAACCUUUGCAUCCUGGGUGGCGCUGGAUCCUGGCCUUAGAGAUGCUGUGUAUGGGGCUGCUAUUAUCCUGGGUGCUGGGUCUGCAACUAUUUUGGUCACUUCACUAUCUAUGACUGCUGAUCUCAUUGGAACACAUUCGCAAAGUGGGGCCUUCGUUUAUGGCGCAAUGAGCUUCACAGACAAAGUAGCCAAUGGCUUAGCAGUUGUGGCAAUCCAGUCUUUACAUCCUUGUCACACACAGAUCUGUUGCCCAGCCUGCACCCCAUUCUACCACUGGGUGAUGGUGAUAGUCACUGGAGCCGUAGCACUUUUGGCUGCCUUGUCCUUGAGUUCCAUUAUGAUCUGGCCAAUCAACGUGCGGUUCUAUGGCAUUCCUCCCUCUUCUAUCCAAGAAUCAUCUCUGAUACCUGAUCUUUCUCAAACAUCCCAGGAAAAUGGCACCAUGAACACUUGAAACGCCCAUUAAGGAAGAGGGAACCUCUAAUUGUUACAUUCCUCAAUUGCUCUCCAAUCUCUUUAUCAUAUUGACUGUAAAAUACAACCAAGGAGAUGUUGAGCGACAGUAGUUUUCAAUAUUUGCUCACUUGCCCAUUUAACUUUUCUUAAAAAUUAUUUUUUUAAUCUGCUCUGGAAAAUCAUUUUUCGUUGACUGCAUAAUUAAACACCUUGUAUAAUAAAAGCAAUAUGCAUCUUCACUCCAAAGUACCUCUGAUAUUUGAAUUUGUAAAAAAAGAAAAAUGUUGACUUACGUCUGUGCCAGAGACUCACGAGUAAGUAAUAAAAAUUAUAUACAUACAA